Molecule: messenger RNA, 2660 nt
Organism: Branchiostoma floridae (Florida lancelet)
Lineage: Eukaryota; Metazoa; Chordata; Leptocardii; Amphioxiformes; Branchiostomatidae
Exons: 3
Coding region: 550-1986 (478 amino acids)
Source: RefSeq, a predicted model, not a curated record
CCCUAGUGGAAAAAUGAAGAAAUUUAACUCUUCUGGCAUUUGGAAGUUACACCAAAGUUAUCUUACACCAAAACCAACACGGUUCGAAGUCUACGUGCCUAAUUGCUGUAAACAGUCACCCUCACAUGCACAGUAAUGUGUUUGUAGAAACUUGAGCAUGACGUCGUCUUUCAAAGCGGUUCACCCGAUCCUUUGGUACCCUACUCCGUAUCCUUUCUUCUCCGUAACCCGAACUCCAACACAAGCGUCCUACGUCAUGGCUGGAGAGAUACAGAAGGGGAGUCUGAAGAAAGGGAUGAAAGUGAUACCUGUGCUGCGCUAGGGAAACAAACAGGAAACGUAUCAAUGCCAUUUUUCAAGGUAAGUCCAAGUUUAUAGUGCGCAAACUGUGGUUGCUAUCGAAAAGUCCACGAAACUUCUGUUCGCUGACAUCGUCCACUGGUUUAGGAGUGUUCUGGAAGACACCUGGUUUUUCACAACACCUGGUAUCAUAGCACACUCAGUGACAGCUGCCAAUUGCCUUGACCAACCGUACACCAAAAAACAAAGAUGAGUUCAAACAAGGACAGGCACCCCAGCCACCAUCCUAUCAUGGAGAAGGACAAGGAAACUGUCUACAAACUCAAGGAGAGAAAUGACCUUGAAGUGAGGAAGCAGAAGAAGGAGUUAGACCAGUUCGAGACGGCCCGCAACAUCAAACUUAAGGGGUAUGCCAAGGAAGAAAAGCAGCUUCAGAAGAGGCUGCUUGAGUUCAACACCAGGAUUAGCUCCUUGGCUCAACUUGAGAGCGAGUCUUCAGAAGAAGGGUCUCCUCUUGUGGUGCGAAAGUGCAAGGGAGACCAGGAUACCCCCAAGGGAAGAGAAACCCUCAGCCCCCGCCCCGUCAAGGAGAAGCCAAGACUGAAAAUCACCUUGCAGGACCUUAAAGGGAAGAAAUCGACACGUGAAGACAGCCGCGGCAUGUCUCCAAGAUCUAUUACAGGGAGUAAGGCGUCACCCCCUCAUCAGUUGUCUCCCAUCCUGGGUCGUCAGCAGGCGACAAACCGUAAUCUCGAUGUCAUCAGGGCGGAGAUAGCCACCUCAAACCACUAUCUGAUCAGCACUCCCCCUGCUGUACGUAGGCGAUUGAUGGCUUUAGCCGAAAAGUCCAAUACGUCAACGGGUAAAUCCGAAACAAAGAAGUCCAAACGUGUUGCACAGAAAUCUUCAGUACGACAUUCCGGAUCCCCUUCCUCCAGUAACGAGAAUCUGGAUAGGUCGGAAACCAGGAAGGUCCAACAGCGGCCAGUGCCAGCCUCCCCAGAGCUGGGUGGAAGCCUCCCCGACAUAACGAGACAACCGAAAUCAACACCACAACCAAUCAGAGCAUCACACGAAUCAGUGCAGCAGAAAAGUCUUACGUCGAGUCAAGAGAAGAUUGAGUUAGCGGACAUAAAACAGGAGGCGGCCCGUCCUCCGUCGACUGAUGGAAGGAAGGACACUGCCGCCCGGGUGGAGGAGUGGCUCAGCAAAGUCAACAUCACCAGCAAGUCUGCAUCCUUGGGAGACAUCGCUUCAGGGGAGAAGAGCUUUCCAGAGAAAAACCUGGAGCCUCCAAAGACAGCAGGAGCUGGCCUACAGCACAAGCACAUUCAGCCUGAAGUCCUGUCAGCGUCUUUCGACAAUCUCGUCACUGCUUCGAAGGAAGACGAAUCUGGCCCUGAGUGGUUGGGCGAGGAAACAGACUUCGACCCUCAAGGCGUGUACUCCCCGGGAGUUCCAGCGGAGGGCGGACGGGCGCGCUUCUUCAUCCAUCCGUCCACGUGCGACGAAAUGAAGCCUAGUAAUGUCGUGGACAGGAUCGAGUCUACUACGGGAAAGUCGGGAAUCAAGUCCUGGCUAGGGAUGAGCGAUGACAACAAAGCUAAAGUGUCGCCACUAGCAAAAGAUGACAAGAAGACUGCUGGUGCAAAAAGUAGGAUGACACCACCUGAUUGGACCAUGUAAUUUGAUGAACCCAAUCAAAUAUUCACAGCAGGCACAUACAAAUGUCUAGUACAAGAAUUGCCUGUAAACCUCAGUCUGUGUAAUGCAAACAAUAUUGUCGGGGGCUGUAACUUGCGCUCCUCUUCGCUGGGUGCGUGAGUUAAUCAGGCCAACGAAGGACGAUGAGAAAAUUCAGCUUGAUAUAGGAUAUGAAAUGAGUCCAAAGCUGGAUGCUAAAGUGUCACCCAAUGACAAUGUUUGCUUUGCAUAAAUGUGUGACACACCAGUUUACACAUUAGUACAAGCUGCAUAAGAUGGAACUUAAAGCUUUGAUUAAGGACCUGUAUUCAUAUUGAAAACUGUGGCUAUCCUCAAACACAACCAACCUGUAAAUUUGACCUCAUGUGUUAAAAGAUUUGUUUUUGCUAUGAUCCCAGUGCAUGUCUAGCUUGAUAAUAUACUACACAGUUAAUGUACAUGUACACGUACAUUAGACAUGUGUUUGGCGACCUUCUAGCCUUUUUCUGAGAAUGAUGGUAACGUAACAUAGAUGUAAAAAUGUAACUGGCGAAAAAUAUAUGCUGUAACCUAAAUCGUGAAAACACCAAGGGGUUCGGGCUGUGUAUAAAUUGCUGGCUCAUAAUGUAGUUUAGCAGUUUUACUUUCUAUUAAAACUAUAUAUAUAAUGUCCCGAU